AUGUCGGUAGCUUCAGCCUUGCCUCUCCUGUCGCCUCUCGUGACCCGCAUCCUCCAGCUUUCUGGCAUCCCUCCACAGCUCAGGACAAGGGAUUUGCAGCAGGUCUUUUCCGCAUAUGAGGACGACAGGGGCGGCUACAAGAUCAAAUGGGUCGACGACACCACCGCUUUAAUCAUCUUUGCCGACCCCGCCACAGCAAACAAGGCCUACCUGCGCACCAUCAUGGC
This is a messenger RNA of Mycosarcoma maydis (corn smut), 227 nucleotides long. RefSeq lists its product as uncharacterized. Gene Ontology annotation, molecular function: RNA 7-methylguanosine cap binding; mRNA binding. NCBI's taxonomy places the organism in Eukaryota, Fungi, Basidiomycota, Ustilaginomycetes, Ustilaginales. The transcript has a single exon. The record is from RefSeq and is a predicted model, not a curated record. The annotation marks the transcript as partial.